AUGCAGUGGGGGCCGCCGGGGUGGCGAGGGCCGUGGGAGACCUUGGGGAUGAAGUGGUGGCAGGUGGUGGGCAGGAGUGGAGAGGAGGGCUCAGACAUCCGGCAGGCGGAGGAGGACAAGGGCAACUUGCAGGGUAGCCCACAGCUUGUGGUGGAUGUCCCCAACUUCCUCAUGGCGGGCUUCUGCUUCAUAUUCCUGGACCUGGUCCACUUGCUCCUGCGAUUCAUCUACUACAAUGACUUCCUUGUGUGGUACCAUGGCGGCCGCGUGCCAGUGAGGCGGCAGCCUCACUCUCUUGAAGGCUCUGGUGAGCUCCCAGCACCCCUGGUGUCUCAGGUGCUGCAACAGCACAUUGCGGCCUUUCAGCCCACAGAGGAGUCUGAGAAUAAGGAGGAGACUGAGGAGGAGGAGGAGGUGGCCACCUUGGAGACAGCUGCGGAGCCAACGGAGGAGCCCGAGGGGGCAGCAGCUGGGGAGUCCUCGGCUGGGGCCACAGGCCUGGAGGGUGAGGAAGGCGCUGGGCAAGGGUGGUCCAUGCACCUAGGGCGGGUGCUGGGGGAGGCAGGCGGGGAGGUGGCCUCUCGGCAGGCCCGGGGUGGCGGCGCCCGCCCGGGGAUGAAGCCUGGGUCGGGGCCCUGA
Manis pentadactyla (Chinese pangolin) is the source of this 639-nucleotide messenger RNA. It is a transcript of the gene CT47C1, whose product is annotated as cancer/testis antigen family 47 member C1. NCBI's taxonomy places the organism in Eukaryota, Metazoa, Chordata, Mammalia, Pholidota, Manidae. The record is from RefSeq and is a predicted model, not a curated record. The coding region runs from base 1 to 639 and encodes 212 amino acids. The transcript has a single exon.